Molecule: messenger RNA, 770 nt
Organism: Amoebophrya sp. A120
Lineage: Eukaryota; Dinophyceae; Syndiniales; Amoebophryaceae
Source: the annotation of a GenBank genome assembly
CUUUGUCCAAAAAAACAAAAAACAAAUACCGCUUCCUCACCUUUGCCAUGAACCACGGCACGGCCUACCACGACCCGGCUAUGGUUGACUUCCCGGUGGACUUGAUUUACCUUGACCUGCGCCGGACGUUCUCCGAGUUCUUCUCGAUGAGGUUUGUGCAUCAACCCUCAGAUAUCAAAUGUAAAAAUGUCUGGGUCUGGAAGAAUGCAACUGGUCAUGCUACAUCUGAAGCAUGCAAAAAUCUGUGUUGCAUGAUUACCAAAAGUCGUCCAGUUUUGACCAAGUCGCGAGGGAGUUUCUCAUGCAGGAUAGGCAUGAGAGAGAUCGCAGAGAAUCUGUCAUGCUAGGUCCUGCAUUCCAGACCUCAUGGGUCAUGGAAAAGCUGCAUGACAAAUCGCGCAUUCUUCCACCAGACCCAGACAUUUUUACAUAUGAUAUCAGAUGCUUUAACCUGCACCCGGUGCCGGAAUUCCGCGAUAUCAAAUGCAAAAAAUGUCUGGGUCUGGAAGGUUGCAACUUGUAAUGCUGUCUUUGGAAGGUAAAAAAAUCUGUAUUGCAUGACCAGCAAUAGGAGCGCAGUUUGUGCUACGCGGAGUGGGCGUUUCUCAUGCGGAAUACGCAUCAGAAGGCCCUUUAAAGAUCUGUGAUGCUAGGUCAUGCAUUACAGGCAUCAUGGGGCAUGCAAAAUAUGCAUGACAAACCUGGCAAUCUUCCAGACCCAGACACUUUUGCACUUGAUACGCGAACGAUGUGUACGAUCUGAACUUUGU